AUGCCAAAUAUGAAUGGAUAUGAGUUAUUAGAUAAGUUGAGAUCAGAUAAAAAAACUCAAUUAAUUCCCAUAAUAUUAUUAUCCGCAAAAGCUUGCGAAGAUUCCAAAGUCCGAGGUCUGGAUAAAGGAGCAGAUGAUUAUUUAACAAAACCAUUUUCUGCUCUAGAAUUAAUUACCCGUAUUCGUACUAAUAUUGAACUCUCAUUUACUCGUCGUAAAAUAUUAUUUCAAAGAUAUGAACAAGAAAUAACAAAACAAUUAAUACUUUCAUUAACGAACAAAAUUCAUUCAAAAUUAAAUUUAAAUGAAACAUUACAAUAUGUUAUUAAAGAAAUCCGUCAAAGAGUACAAUGUGAUAGAAUAUUUAUUAUUUCUAAUGAAAAAUCAGAAUCUAUGAAUAAUAAUAUAGUUGUAUUAUAUGAUGAUUCUGAAAAUAUAACACCGAUUAUUAAUCCGUUCGCAGACAUUAGAUUUAAUAAUAAAACUAUAGAAAUAAAAUCAAAUAAAGAUUUUUCGGGAUGGAUAAAAUUACAUAGAUCUCCAAAUUCUAUUUGGCUUGAUUCUGAAAUAGAAUUUUUACAAGAAAUAUCAAAUCAAAUAGGUUUAGCUAUCACUUAUGCAAAAUUAAAUAAAGAGAAUGAUGAAAAAGAAAUUCAAAUAAAAGCUGCUAAAAUUGCAAAUAAUGUUAAGAGUCAAAUAUUAGCAAAUACUUCUCAUGAAUUACGUACCCCACUAGGUUCAAUAGUGGGUAUUCUUUCUUUCUUUGAGUGUACUAACUUAUCAGUUAGUCAAAAAGACAUGAUUAAAAUCACGGAAUGCGCUUCUGAUACAAUAUUAUCCAUAGUAAAUGAUAUUCUAGAUGCAGCAAAAUUAGAAGCACAUAAAGUCACUCUAAAGAAUAGAACAUUUAAUUUAAUAGAAUUAUUUGAGCACACAAUUGAUGAAUUUGGAAAAAAAGCUGCGGAUAAAAAUCUUGAUCUAAUUGUAAAUUAUGAUAUUAAUAAUUUACCAAGAUAUAUUAAGAGUGAUCCUGAAAGGUUAAAACAAGUUUUAUCUCAUCUCUUAUCAAACUCAGUUAAAUUUACCAAUGUUGGUAAAAUCAUACUGAAAAUAUCAUCGCAAACUCGGGAUCCAACUUAUGGCAAAAUGUUUAUAAAAGAAAAUUUAUUAAUUGAAUUAUUUGAUACUGGAAUUGGUAUGUCACCAAAAUUUAUACAAGAUGCGUGGAAAAGCUUUUCAUUAGGUGACAUGUCUGUAACUAGGAAGCAUGAUGGUACAGGACUUGGACUUUCAAUUUGUAAAAGUUUAGUAGAAAUUAAUGGAGGAGAAAUUAAUGUUGAUAGUCAAUUGGGAAAAGGAAGUAAAUUUUGGUUUACAUGGAAUAUUGAGACAUUAUCAAUAAUACGAUCGAUAAAAUUUGAUGAUCAAAUAAAUAAUUUUAUAAGAAUAUCAAUAAUUCACCCAAUUGAAGAUAUUAGCAAUGUAAUGCUAAAAUAUCUUAAAAUGAUCAAAAAAAUUGAUAAAUUCGAUACCUUUGACAAAUGUUUUGAUGCUAUAAAAAUAUAUAAACAAUUACAUAAUAGAUUUGCUUAUGAUAUAGCAUUUAUUGGUCUUUAUAAAUAUAAUGAAGAAGAAGUCUUGAAUGCAGCUUUAGAAUUAAGAAGAUUGGAAAUUAAUAGCACUAAUUUAGUAAUAAUCUUUAUAGUAUUUCCGAAUGAUAAAGGAAAUGAGUUGGCAAAAAAAUUAAUUGAAAAAGUUGGUGGUGCAACUUCAAUUCUUUAUACUCCAAUUACAAUGAAAAAAUUAGUUAAUCAAUUUAAGCUUAUAAAAAAAAACCGAUUCUAUUAA
This is a messenger RNA of Scutellospora calospora, 1848 nucleotides long. The record is from the annotation of a GenBank genome assembly. NCBI's taxonomy places the organism in Eukaryota, Fungi, Glomeromycota, Glomeromycetes, Diversisporales, Gigasporaceae.